Pocillopora meandrina is the source of this 8656-nucleotide messenger RNA. NCBI's taxonomy places the organism in Eukaryota, Metazoa, Cnidaria, Anthozoa, Scleractinia, Pocilloporidae. The record is from the annotation of a GenBank genome assembly.
CACGAGUCCAAAGUUGAGUUUGUGUGUGUUGUUUGAUAAGCAGUAUGAGAAGGUCGAGAAAUCCAACCUCAUCAUCAGCGGGUCAGGCCAGCAGCUUAGCAACUGGUUCUUCAAACACCAGCAAUAAUGGUAACACAGUUCCUUCUCUACUCAAGGAACUUCACGCUCUUGUGCUACAAAUCCAGGUAUAAAUCUGUCUUAUUAAAACACUUCUGAUUACGAUUCAGCGAAUAAUUUACGACAAAAAUUAUGACAUUUUUAUUCUAGAUGUCGCUAGAGGAUCUUAAGAUGCAUUUAAUUCCUUAAAAUAUUGGCUAGUUUUAAAUUAAAUCUUCAAGAGUACUGUUACGUUUUGAUCGAUAUAUUUACACAGGCGUCCAUGUUAAGUUUAUUGAAAAGGCCUGGGGAGAGUGAGAAAAUAGUUUUGUUGGAUCAACAGUACCGCACUUUUCCUUCGUUUCCUCUAAAGGGUAUUGAACAGUAGCACAGUUAUGCUACAUAUUAUCCCUAACCCUUUAACUUCCAAGAUCUGAUUGUUAAUUCUCCCCUCUACCUUCUACACAUUUCCCUCCAGAUUGGUUAUGAGAAUCUGGCAUGUGAUAAAUAUAACAACAACUCCUUGAUAAGUUUGGGUGUUCUCAUUACCUGUUUGCUGGAGAAUGUAUGAAUAUUUUAGGGAGAAGGUUAUUGUUAAUCACUGGGCAAUAAUGAUCAAUGUAAGCUUUUUAUGCUUGUGGGUGAAUCAAAAACAACUUAGGUAACCCCUCAUUGUUGUUGUUGUUGUUUGUUUUUUAUCACAUUAUGGUUACCUAGCUGAUCACACUUUAUCUCCCUGGCAAGGUUUUAAAAUCUACAAUUUAGUCUCAGAGCCAUCUUAAAUUGUCUUUGUCAAGUAUUAAAUUACGCUGUUACUCAACCUUUUAACCCCUUAAAGUGACUUCCUUCAAUAUUUUUCCUAUGGUAUCACCUUUGAAUUAUCACCUUCUUUAGAAGCUCCUGAUUGUCAAUUAAAUUUUCCUUGCCUUGUACUUUGUCUGCACCAUAGUAAAUAUAAAAAGAACUGUGUGAAGGAUAAUGCUAAUGUUAGGGGUGUGAAAAGUUGAUGUAAACAUACCAAUUCUCUCCUUAACUUAUUGAUUAUUUCAAUCAACGCAUGUUCUGUCCUCUCUUAGGAGCAAAGAACACAAAGUGAGCAAAACCUAUCGACCAUUGCAAAAACUCAUGAGAAGAUGAAGACAGAAGUUAAAGGUUUGUCGAAGUAUAAUGAAAAAGCCCUACCUCCUGAAAAUCUAGUGAGAACCUUAAUAAGUGCAAGGCUCUAAGCUUGAUGUACAAUGUGAGGGGUUAGGUAGUUUUAUCAACUGAGGUUGUAGAGAAGUAUUUUUGGAUAGAGAAGGUUCCUCAAGGUCAAGAAAAGUCAUGAGAAUUUAUACUGAAUCAAGAAAAAUUGAACUCAUCGGGAAAACUUCCCUGGUGGAGAGACCCCACCAUAAAGCUUAUGAAAAGUCAGAGAAUAAUAGAUUCACAACAAUGCUGUUAAAAUACUUUUGAUGGCUGGAAAAGGAUAUUCUGCUUAUGUUGAUCUUGACAACAUUUCUUCUUUGCUGUACUUUCAGAGUUGGUUUGACGCCAACUUUAUUUUUUUUUGUUGAUUUCUGUUGGUUUGCGGAGUACAACAAACUGGGAAUGAUGGGUGGCUUGUAGUCCAGUAUUUAAGUGAUGAGAUGACUUAUGCCCUUGAAACUGCCCCCUUCAGGAACCUUUCAAUAGGAGUUCAGCAUCCCAUAGGAGUCCUCCUUACACCCCCUAAUCAAGCAUUUAGUAUCUGUAGGGAGUGCUUUUAAUUAACAAUUGGUUCAUAUGUCAGCGUGCGUUCAUCGAGAUAUGAAACACGGGAAGUUUGGAGAGCAUGAAAUAUGCGUAAGACUUGCUUGAGGCAUAGCCUUGAGCAACUCUAGCUUCUUGAGUGCUCUCCAACUUCCCAAGUGCUUCAUAUAUUGAUGAACGCACAGCUGACGUAUGAACCAAUUGUUUUAUAACAUUUUCAACCUGAUAGAAAAUUUUUUUCCUCGAGGGAUUUGUUUGCUGACAUCAUGAGUGUGCACAAUAGGAAUAUGAAGCACACUCGUGCAAUAGAAUUUGAGUAGACAAAUUUACCAGCUAUGUUAUAAAUUAAUGUGAAAGGGUCAUAAGACAAACUGGUUAUGAUUUGUUUCACAUGUACAGUCCUAUCCUCCUGUUUGAAAUCACUGUGUCUUUGAAACUGCAAAUAUUUCUUAAUGGUGAUUGUCUCUUUUCUGUAGUAUCAUCCUACUUUAAAUCUAAGCUGCGAGGCUUGUACAAAACAGCAGGAACAGAUGCAGAGACAGAAGUGGAGUGAGUGAUUUUUAAUAUCAUGUGUCAUAACAAAUUUUAGGGGUACAAUUUUCUUACAUAAACUUACUUCUCUCUGAGACUUUGAGCCUUUUUUUUUUUACUUUCAGGAUAAUCAAAAAGGCUUUGGACAAAAUAGCCAGCAUUAAGGCACUGAGAAAUGAUAGAAGGAUUGGUGAGAUAAAUAUCUUUUCAUUAUUUACUUCUAGCCCCAAGGUAUUGUUUAAAACCAAGAAAACCCAGUGUGGGUAUCUUCUAUCUGGAAAAUUAAUGCAUAUGAUUGAAACUGUGCAGAAGUUUUAUGAGUGUGGUCAGAUUUGAAACCCAAUUAAUUUGCUUAAAGAGAAGUAAUCUAUUUUGAUUUGUUGUGUCUUGGUGGAUUUACAGUUAGAUUAGGCAGAAACAAAUUUAAACAAAUGUAGCUGGCUAGUGCAUUUCAUAACCUUUCCAUCUAAUAUGUUUUUUGGUGGUUGCGCAUCAAAUAGCGCAUCAAAUAGCGCAUCAAAUAGCGCAUCAAAUAAAGCAUUUUUUUUUUUACAAAGGACACCUGCUAAGGUCUACCAUAUCCCUAACCCUUUACCCUUAAGAAUGACUAGCAUCUAAUUUCUCCUUACAGUUUAACCCCUGAAUCAUGCAUUAAGAUCAUGCGAAUAAUGAAUGAAGACGCUCUUGAUUGUUAGGCAAAUUCUCCUUAUCAACACCUCAGCAAAUGUAUGAAGAACAGUAUUGAGAAUAUGCAUGGUGAUGAUAGGGUGUUAAGGGUUUAUACUGAAGUGCUGCUUCAAAGUGAUUUUUCUCACAGGAUAUGACCCACCUGAAAUCUAUAAGCAGCCAAAUAACUGAUUUGUAAUGAUUGUCAAUUUAUUUUAGUGCGUGGUGGUAGCAGUCGACUUGGUAAUCAGGAAACAGGGGAACCAAGGUGAUUACAUGUAUUGCCAUUCACAAAUCCAUUUGCUUAUUUAGGUAGGAUCUAAAAUUUAGUUAUCCAAAGUUAAUUUAUUGUGAUCUUUCUUUUGAGUGUUGCUGUCCUAAAACACACUUGGUAAUGGAGAAAACUAUGGAUACUGAUGAUGAAAUUAACAAUGAUAUUACACAAUGAUUAUAAUAACCUUUCAAUUCAAAUUCUAUAUACAUGUAUUUCCAUCUCUGCCAAUUUUCUCUGGUACUCAGAUCAUGAAUAGGCAGUGAUAUUGAAAUUUUUGCAAACAAAGAGCAAGCUAGGGAAGGGGGAAGCUGAUUUUCUCACCAAAAAGAGAGAAAGAUUGUGCCAUCUGUUCUUCUGUUAACAAUUUCCUUUUAUAGUUUUGUAGAAAUAUGGAGACUGUUAAGUCAAUUGAUUAUUAAUAAAUGAUAAUUGCUAAGGUAUGGCCUUAAUCAACCAAACAUGGUAUGUGAUUUGUACAAGAUUAAUAUUAAAAAAAAGUGAUUUGUGACCAAUUUGCCAUCUGAGGCUCUGUUUCAUCUAUUUUCUUUAGAAAAGUAAUGAGAAGAGGAGUGCUCAUGACAAUGUUACAGCAAGCUGCUUUGCAGUUACCAAUGUGGAUGGGGAAAGCCUCUGAAACGUAGGUUAACCUGUUACCUUGAGUAAUUGAAGAUAGGUGCCUGGAGUAUCCAAGGGCUACAACCCUCAUGGAUGACAAAUUGCCUUGACCAGAUAGGGAUUACUUUAAAAGCCAUUUGCUUCCUCUGUAAUUAUUAGUAGAGCACUCCACCAGUGUUGCAGAGAUCGUGGGUUCAAAUCCUGUACAGGCCUGAAUUUUUGUCUUACCUUAUUUUCACUACUGCUCAAGUGGUGUUCAUUACUGUGAAGAUCGCUUUCAUAUUGACGUCUUUAUCCACAGUUCACAUAUAUGAUUUUCAUAUAUUCACAAUUAUUUAUUCAUCACGGGUUGAUGUGGAACAUAGUGAACAGCUCCCAGUUGGCUUGUUAGCUCAGUUGGUUGAGCAUUCCACCAGUAUUACAGAGAUCAUGGGUUCAAAUCCAGUACAGGCUUGAUUUUUUUUUUCAGGCCUUAUUUUCACUGCUGCUUAAGUAGUGUUCAUUAUACUGCUGAGAAUGCUUUCAAAUUAAUUUCUUAAAAAACCACAGUUCAUAUUAUGAUCUUCAUAUAUUUACAGUCAGAAAGCUGCUAAUUGACAAACUUACUAAUACCUCUGCUAGCUAUAUGCUCUCAUUCCAUACAUUUGUCAAAGCUGAUUGGAUCAGUGGAGCACUUGGAAAUGACCACUGCAAAACUAGUCAGGACUGCUUUAACUCCUAUUUCUAAAAUAUGGAAAAUAUAUUUCAUAUGCUAGGAGUGGAUCAGUUGUAAACACUGUUUAAUUCUCCAUCUUUCUCUUUUAAAAGUAUUAUUGAAUAUAAUGCCUCUUGUAUUCUCCUCCAGGCCCCCUCCUCUUUGUGGAUGCAUUCAAGCAGAACCUAAUUAUAUUGCCCAGCAAGGAGAUCAUGUAAGUUGGCAAAGAGUGUCUCAUUAUUUUAAAAUUAUUCCUCACUCAUCUCUCUAAAUCCAAACUUUUUUUUUUAAUGUUUUAGGUUGCUGCACGUGUGCGCACACCUGACGGCGAAGAACAGUUGAUCUUGGCGGAAAUAGUGUCAUUCAAUCCUUCGUCAAACAAGUAUCCUUUGGCAUUCUAUAAAAUUAUGCUGGAGAAGUACUUUGCAUCAUUCAGCAUUGUAUAUUUACUUGUACCUUACUAUUUGCUUGUCAAUUAUAAUGAGCAGAUGAAAAGAUACAUGCGAACAACGUGUGGACAAAUCCUAGUUGUUGUUAAUGAUCGAUAUUCUAGUUUUACUUACAAUGUCUUCAUGAGUGAUCAGUAAAAAGACUGAAAAGGCUGGAGAUUUAAAGGUUCUUGAUGAAAAUCUGUGUUUGAACAGAUGAGAUUUUUCAGCGAGAAUUCUGAUUUAGCCUGCAGAAUAGGCGCAUGUUUUUGCGUUGUUCGGAAAAGCAAAGGCAAGCCCAAGUCACGCUCGAGAGGGGCAGUGCGAAAAAUUUAUUCGGGCUCCUCCCCUCGCACAUGACUUGCACUUCGCGUUUACCUCGCGUUCAACCCACGUUCGCGCUUGCCUCUUCUGCAGGUUAAAUCUGACCUAAAGAAUUGACUUAAGCUGCACUUUCUCAGCGGCAAAAUGACAUCAUUCUUUCGGUACCGUGAUCGGCUAUUGAGAUUGGAAAAGCUUUCACUAUUCCUCGGAUUUGGGUUUCUUUUUUACGUUUUGGUGUUUCUGCAUUUAUCUUGACUCUGCUUUUAAGAUAUGAUGUUGACGAUAUCGACGAAGAAGCUGGGAGAAACGGGAAGGAGUAAGUGAAAGCGACUUCUAUUUGUCUGCAAGGGCUCAGUUCAGCAGAAUUUCUAUGCUGCAUGAUACCUCUCUCCUUGUUAAUCUUUUAUCCCUACGAGAGACUUGCAUCUAAAUUCUCCUUACAAUAUCACCUCUGAAUCACACAUGAAAUUCACGAGAAUAAAGGAAAUGAUCACCAACUAAAGAGGCUCUAGAUUGUCAAACAAAUUCUCCUUGUCUGCACCUGAGGAAUUGUAUGGAGAAAAGUAUCGAGAAUUUGCAUACUGAUGACAGGGUGUGAAGGAUUAAGACAACCCGUGUCCCAGUAAGAAGCUGACACUAUGUUAACACGGCAAAUGCUUUUAAUAUUUCAUUAAUAGUACUGUUCGUUGCAGACGUCAUCAUCUGAGCCGAAGACGUGUGAUACCGCUGCCCAAGAUGAAGGCAAACCCAGUAACCCACCCUCAAGCUCUGUUUCAAGCAGAUCAGGUAUAUUAACCAAUCAUAUUCCUUGGAUCUGCACGUUAGGGAAUGUAAUAUGUGAGUGCCAAAACCUCGCCGAACUUUUUUGAACUUAUGCUCAAAAUUCCUCAUUCUAGGCUAGCUUGCCUUGUUUCGUUUUUAUUCGAGAGCAGACGAGCUCAAAACGUACGUGACAGCCGAUAGGCGUGCGAGAGAGGGAGCGAAAAAAGAAAGAAAAAUAAACAAACAAACAAACAAACAGAGCUCCCCUAGUAAAUACUCUGUGCGCAGUAAAGCUUCACUACAUUGACUACAUGAGUAAGAUAUUAACUUGUUGAUCGUGUUGGUUUUGUUAUCCCCUUAGAUUGUGAUGGCGCUUUACCCACAAACCACAUGUUUUUACAAAGCCGUAAUUCAUGAGCCUCCUUCAAGGGUAAGUGGGCGUACCUCCGGGCUCAGUCUUAAAUGUGUAAAUGGUAAAUUGUUACUUACUAGAGAAGUUCAAUAGGUAAGGGUUACUUAUCCGACCGAUAGUCGACAGAUGUAUCGGCCGAAUGUCGCACGACCAUCACCGACAGUUGACCGAAAUAUAUCGACCGAUUGUGACCCGACUAUCAACCGAGAGUCGACCGAUGUAUCGACCAACUGCUGACAGACUAUUGAUUGACAGUUGACCUUAAUAUCUACCGACUCUCGACUGACCAUCGGCUGACAGUUGACAGAUAUAUAUUGGCCAACAGUCGACCAAUGUAUAUCAGCCGACUGUCGACAGACGAUCGGCCGAAAAUUGACCAAAAUAUAUCGACCGACUGCGAAGUGACUAUCAACCGACAGUCGACCGAUAUACCGACCGACUGCCGACUGAUUAUCGACCGAAUGAUCACCAUAGAGGACAUGUUCAAAGGUCGAAGAAAGCUUGGUCACUAAUAAGCCCUUUUGGAAACAAGCUCAUUCGUAAAAUCCCUCUUGUUGAACGAUCAUGUGUAGGCCUGUCCCGAUUGUGCUUGUAAGAUGCUGAAAAGUUGCCAAAGGGGCUUAACAAUUACCAAAAAUCCAAAACUUUUGCCACCUGAAUUUCAAAAGAUGCCCCCUAAAGUUACUGACAUUUCUAUAUAAACGUUAAUGAAAGUUUAGUUUUCGGUCUUUGCAAUAGUUAACGUCGCUCUAAAGAGUUGCUCGCAAAUAAGGGCGGCUUUUCACCAUCCGUUUCCUUUCAUGGAAAGUAAAUUAACUAAAACAGCCAAUUUUGGACGUCGUGUUAGCUGACUACCUGCCAAACAUCCAAGAAAUUUCCAUAAAUUGAGGUUUUUUUUUAAUGAAAUCGUUGACUUAGUCGUGCUUGAUAUAUGCUCUAAUUCUGAAAUUUCUCGGAAGGGAAAAAUUGCUCGAGGUUGCUAGAACCGCAAAAAGUUGCUCCAAACGCCAAAAGUUUCUCAAAACUUGCCGAGCACCAUCGGGAGAAGCCUACUCAUGUGUUGAUACGCUCCUCUGUGGCCUAGGCUUGGCAAAUAUCUGACCUUUCCGACUCAAAAGGCGCGAAUAUUACUCUUCGGAAAGAAUGUUGGUAUUCCCGACAAAAAUUAUUCGAAUUGAUUUACAGACGAAAUAUGUACUAAAAACGGAUGUAUGUCUACGGGUGUCUUGCUCCGCGAGCCACUAAGAUACAAAUUAUAUCGAAAGGCGUUUCUAUUUUGUAAUUCUUAUUGCAGCCUCAAGAUGACUACUCCGUGUCGUUUGAAGAUACUUCUUACUCUGAUGGCUUCGCUCCUCCACUAAAUGUGCCACAGCGAUACGUCGUGGCCUCCAAAGAGACGAAGAAAAGAUAACGUUAAGAACAUAUUGUGAAAAUUUACAGAAACACUCUGCUCUUAAACAUUGGGGUAUCCUUUGUGCCCUAAAAAAUGGCGCUUUUGGAGGAUUACUGGCUUCUCUCUUAUCUUAGGUUUUCCGUCUUGUGCUAAGCCGGCUUUGAUCCAAGGACUUAAGAAUUUUAAUUCUUCCUGUUGAAGAGCUUUUCCAAAGCAACUAACCCUUUGGCCCCUAAGGGAGACUAGCUUCUAAUUUCUUCCCACACCACCAGUGGUGAAUCAAACGUGAAGGUCAUGAGAGUAAACGAAAUGAUCACCAACAAAAGAAGCACGUAAUUGUCAAACAAAUUCUCCUUGUAAGAAUCAUAAGAAAUGCAUAUGGAGCAGUAAAGAGAGUAUACAUAUUGAUGAGAGGGCAUGAUAAGUGAAUCGAUACGGCCUAGAGAAAUCUCGUUUACAUCUACCUGCUGAUACCACAAACCAACUAAGUAGAUUUGUUGCAAGAGUUCAAAGGUGUUGCAAAAGGAAAAAAGUACCACUUUGUUGUCGACCGACAUAAAUGGAACCUAGAGGUUCUAACUAGAAAUGGAUUAACAUUUUUACUUUUUAUUGUACGUGAGAUUAAAACUAAAAAAAAAUUGAAAGGGUUAAAUAAUGCACUUAGUAUAGGAGCAGUUUACUAUUAAGUGUCAGUGACUUUUCACGCUUGUAUUUAUUUUAGAAAGUAGCA